Molecule: messenger RNA, 1275 nt
Organism: Camelina sativa (false flax)
Lineage: Eukaryota; Viridiplantae; Streptophyta; Magnoliopsida; Brassicales; Brassicaceae
Source: RefSeq, a predicted model, not a curated record
UUUUUUCAUCACCGUUGCUAUUUUUUCUCGGUUUCCCGAGUCAUAAAGCAAAAACCCAGAAAGAGAGAAGUCACAAGACAGUCGCUGCACGGCAUGUGAUCGAUCAAAUUAAUAGAGAGAGUCUAUUAAAGAUCAAAACUUACAUCCAACUCCAACCUAAUUCCUCCACUCAAUUCAUCUUGCUUCCUUGUUCGACCUCAUCUAUUAAACCCUAGUAAGAUUAAGAUCCUCUCUAAAAUAUUCACAUCAAGCUCAAAAUCGAAUCUUUCCUCUGAUUUUUAUCCUCCAUUUCCGUUGUUAUAAAACUGAAUUGUGUAUGCUACUGCGUAAUUUCCUCUCCGGGAAUAUCUCAUUUCGUUUCCCUUAACCCUACCAGUAUAGUAUAUUACUAUUGUAUAUUUUAUAUUCGUUGGUCUCUUGUCUUGUCCCACUCUUAUUUGUUUAUUGAAUUUUGAGGUAAUAUCUCUAAUCUUGCACGCUAACAUCUGUUUCACUGUUCUUAUCCUCUCUUUUUUGUUGAGACAUUGAAGUUUGGAGCUUGCUGAAUUGCAGAUUCUAGAAGAAAAAGGUUUCUCUUUUACUUAAUUCUCUUGUCUUCAGAAGAAUCCCUAAUUACUUGUUUCCAUGUGGGUUUUGGAUUGUAUUAAUGGGUUUUUGUUUAUUGGUGAGAAAGGUGAGAACUUGCUUUGAUUUUUUUUGGAGCAAAUUGAUCUCACGCCUUGAAAGUGUUUGAUAAAAUGGCUCACCCGAUUGGUCCAAGACUGUAUAGUUGCUGCAACUGCAGAAACCAUGUUGGACUUCACGAUGAUAUCAUCUCUAAGGCUUUUCAGGGAAGAACUGGGCGAGCCUUCCUCUUCUCCCACGCUAUGAACAUUGUAGUAGGGGCUAAAGAGGACCGGCAUCUUCUAACGGGUCUCCAUACCGUGGCUGAUAUAUCUUGUGCUGACUGUAAUGAACCAUUGGGUUGGAAGUACGAGCGAGCAUAUGAGACCUCACAAAAGUACAAGGAAGGCAAGUUCAUCUUCGAAAAGGCUAAGAUUGUCAAGGAAGAUUGGUAGCUGAGGGAACAUGUUUGAAUUCAUUAUUGGACUGGCUCAAAAACUGUACAUAGAUAAACGUUGGCCUUGUCAAUUCCGAUCUUGAGGGAUUUCACAAGUCAUCUAUCAGCCAUUUUUCCAGUUCUUCAUUGCCGUAAUAAUUAUGUAUCUCGUGUUCAAACUUUGGAUUUAUGCGUCUCUGUCAAUAAAGAUGUUAAUAGUUUCUCUUGUGUUUUUA